GGAACGCGUCGUGACAAUCGCAAUGUGGAUGUACGAGGGUGUGUUUGUUUUAUUUCUGUUUAAUCUGGAAGUUAAAGCUGCAAGUUACUACGAAAGUUACAGCUCUACAUGGGAGGAUGUUACAUGCAACUUAGGCGAACCGCAACUUUAAUAUCAUAACGGAGUUUACGUGGUGAACGAGACAUUGUCAUUAAGCGAUGACGUUUGGAUUGGAUAUAUUUAUGCGAAGGUUCCGUUUUUAUUAUUGGGUUGUGCAAGUUUGCAGAGUAAGAACGAAGUAUUCGUAAAACAGAUCGGUGAUUGUUUUACAAUCUGUAGAGGUGGAACAUUUGGAAUUAAAAGGAAGAGUCAUCAGUCAGGUUUGCUGUGCAACUGCAUCAUGGGAUCUUUGGAGACAAAUGAAACGUGGUGUAAAGGUGGCGACCCCAAUAGCCUUUGCAAUAACUGUUCUGAGAUUUACAUCCAAAUGAACGUUAAUACAUCACUUGUCGGUGACUCUGGCCAUAAACCCGACGAGGAUUGUCUGACGUAUUUUUACCCACAUUUUAAGUGGCAUCUGUGUUCAAGAACAGAUGCAAUACGUUCAAUGUGUAGCAAUUCAACAUAUAAAGACCAUAUAGCAAGUGCAAAAACAACUAACUAUUCAACUUCUGCAUGGUCGGCUGGGAAUAAAGUAUGCUUGGCCAUUGGACAACUUCCAUCAUUUGAACGCAGUAUAACAAAUGCCGGCUUUGGAAAGGCCCAAGCUCAUUUUUACUGGACUGGAAUUUUUAGAGCAAAUAUACUAAUAAAACUUUCUUUAAAAGACGUGUUUUCCCCAUUAACAAAUGACAUUUGUGUGUAUGUAAAAAGAAGAAGCAACAUAGUUUACUUCGCGAACAAUGGUGACACGAAAAGAGCUCUUUGCGUCACAGGAACUGGAAGCACGUCUAGACACCAGGAAACAUCCAAGUAUACCACAGAAGUCCAACCUUCAAUUACAACAUCAACAUAUUCCAAGACUAUUCUGUUAAUAACCAAAGUAACUACACCUGAAGUUACAACAGCAGAUGACGAUCUAAGUAGAUUGACAACGACACACAUGCAAUCGACAUUAGCAACAGAAUAUGCAUUUCCAACCAGUAGUGACGGAAUACCGGAAGAACACAGAGGUGCCUAUUCGGAAAAGUCACUAACCCUAGCGCUAGGUAUCGGUGUGUCAGUCUGUAUCCUGUGUCUCGUUGGAGGAGCAGUAGUAUUUGUCGUACUUAAAAGAAGGAGAGUGCUAUUGUGUUGCGUGAUUAAAGCGGCAGAAGGUCAAUCCAGACGAAGGUUUGAAGAAAAAAAAGAAACGAACUAUGAAGGCAUGAUUGACAGAAAUGAAAACAAUGACAGUUAUUGUGCACUGGGCGACAAUGUUGUUCCGGACGAAGAAACUGUUAGCUAUAUUAGUCCACAAAGCGAUUUGAAUGGCACAGAAGAUAAAUACCGUUCAGAAUAUUACACUAUGGAUUCAUAUGAGUAUGUAAAGAAGGGUCGACCUGAGAGCGAUCUAAUGAAUAAGUAAACUGUUAUUCUGAAACAGAUCUGUUAACAUUUUCUAAUCAAAGUAAUGUUAGAGGGUUGGAAUACAUUCUCCAUGAAUUAAAUUAUACACUUUACGUUUCAAAGAUCUCUACCCUUUUCAGAAAAUUACCAUAAAUGUGUUUAGAUAAAAUGUACCUGUAUAGUUAUUUUGAUCGUUAAGUUCUUCAAAAUAUUUUUUUACAAACGAUAAAGUUUUCAUGUUUCCUCGAGUGUCGUUUUUUUACAGAAACACCACAAUAAUCAUCAGCUAUGUAAAUGUGCUAGCGAUAUGAAUAUUAUAUGAAC
Messenger RNA from Dreissena polymorpha, 1851 nucleotides. RefSeq lists its product as uncharacterized. The record is from RefSeq and is a predicted model, not a curated record. The coding region runs from base 380 to 1546 and encodes 388 amino acids. The transcript is spliced from 10 exons. Lineage: Eukaryota; Metazoa; Mollusca; Bivalvia; Myida; Dreissenidae.